This is a messenger RNA of Trachymyrmex septentrionalis, 2200 nucleotides long. Its product is annotated as RCC1 and BTB domain-containing protein 1-like. The transcript is spliced from 8 exons. The record is from RefSeq and is a predicted model, not a curated record. NCBI's taxonomy places the organism in Eukaryota, Metazoa, Arthropoda, Insecta, Hymenoptera, Formicidae. Gene Ontology annotation, molecular function: protein binding. Bases 119 to 1495 code for a protein of 458 amino acids.
UGAAAUUGCCAAAUUAAUAGAUGCAUUUAUAAGAUAUUAGAGUCAAUAAUAAUAAUGUCUGCAAAAGGUAUAUUCGUGUGGCAACAUUUAUGGUCAAUUGAAGAAUGAAACAUUUAAUAUGGAUCUUACAUUUACUUUAAUAAACAUCCCUACUAUUCAAGACAGUCAGAACAUGAAGCAUGUCGUGGACAUCGCAUGCGGCAAUAAACAUUCCAUUAUUCUAACCAAGAAUGACGAAGUGUAUGCCUGGGAAUCAAAUAAUAGUGGACAGUUACUGGGUAACAGUACCUAUGGACUUUCUAUAACACCUAAACUUAUUUUAUCUAAUGUUGGUUGUAUCUCCUGCGGUGAUAACUUCACCAUGGCUGUCACCAGAAAUGGCAAGGUGUAUGGUUGGGGCAAUAACGACAUUGGCCAACUAGGAAUAGGCAACUAUGAGAGUAAAAAUAUGCUGCGACAGACUGUUAGUGUGCAGAGAAGCAACUCACUUUGGGGCCAGAUACCUCCAGUUAGCCAAGCUGGCUUAGCUGGAGGAGCAAGCAAUUUUGAGAAUAAAAAUAUCACACCGCAGUUGGUUGGUAUACCGGAAAACCUUAUUGUAGACAAGGUAACUUGCGGAUUAAAUCACACGUUGGCGCUCACAGACAAAGGAAUCAUCUACGCCUGGGGCGGAAACAAAUUCGGCCAGUUAGGGAACGGCAACCAGACGGAAUUCUGUACACCAGUCGUAGUCAGUCAAAUGGAAAAUAUGAGAUGGGUCGACAUUGCGGCUCUGACCAACACUAGCAUUGCUGUCACUGAAGCAGGACGUAUCUAUGUUUGGGGUGAUUGCCGCGGUGAGUGCAUCUCGACCCCAAUCGCCACUUCAUCCUUCAAUGUGCACGACACCUUUGGGCACUACGGGCCGAGCAUUAUGCACAAACCGUUGAUUCUGAACGAAAAGCCGGACAUAUUGGGAUGCUUGGGAAUUGCAUUCGACGAUUCUUUGACAAGCGAUUUCAAAAUACAAGUGGAGGGCAAAUGUAUCUAUGUGCACAAGGUUAUCUUGAAAAUUUGCUCUUUACACUUCAGAACGAUGUUUGAACAUGAUUGGGCAGAAAACAACCAAAGUGUCAUCGAGAUUGAUAAAGUUUCCCAUGAUGUCUACAAAGCAUAUCUAAAGUAUUUAUAUACCAAUACAGUCGAUUUAUAUCUUAUAAAUACCUUUGAGAAGGUAUCAGAACUUUUUGAUUUGGCCAAUGCUUAUUGUGAGGACAAUCUCAAGAAGCAGUGCAUUUAUAGAAUAAAGCAAGGAAUAACUAUAUCAAAUGUCGCCUAUUUUUAUAGCUUUGCAGUGAAGUAUGAUACAAAGGAGCUGAGAAAAUUCUGCAUCCGGUUUGCCGUUAUUCAUAUGAGGGCUGUGGUGAAAACAGAAAAUUUCGCCAAACUUGAAAAUGAGAAUUUGAUGAAUAGAUUUAUAAAUGAAGCGAGCAGAGCUGGCUGCUUCAAGAAUUAAUUCUGUCUACUUUCCUCAACAAGAUAAUGCAAUUCAACGAGAAAUAGAUGGAAAUCAUCGGUAUGUUUGUUGCUACAUAAAAACUCACCAUAUAUUUUAUAGUUGCAUAUUUUGAUGAAAUAUUCGGAUAAUUCUUUUUCUCGGUGAGUCAAUUGUAUCGCUAUUAGGUGUGCGUUCAGGAAUUACGCCCAGAAAACUCUAGUUCACUUUUGCUAUAAUUAUUUUAUAUUUUGCGUAAAAUGAAUUAUAGCCUACAGUUAUCUAAGAGUAUUUUCUGAUCGUACCCUAAUAUUUUGUGUAAGUGAUAAAUAUAUCUGAUUGUUCAGUCGUUAAAACCAUCUUGCGCAUUCUAAUAAAUAAUUCAUACGAGAGAUUCUUUUGUCAAUUUCAGAAAGUGUGAGAGAUAUUGUGAUCUUGCAAUGGUAAUUGGGAUUAGCUUAGAAUUUACGAAAACAAAAGAAAAUAAAAUGUAAACUCACUGAGAAAAAUCAAUCUCAUAUCUGCAACAGUGCUGUUAUCUGCAUAACGAAUUUAUUAACGACGUGCCAAGUGUAUGUGAAUGGUUGCGAAAAUGUUUAUAAAUUUUUUCUAUUUUUUUUUAAAUCAUUUUUAUGAUAUAGUAUAUUAAUGUACCAUGAUCAGCGAUCACGCCAACUUCUCGCUGUUUUUGUUUAUCAGUUUGAGAGCUUUGUAAAAUAUAUUAAG